UCCUUCCAUUCGUAUUCACACAUACAGAAUAUGAUGGUAAAACUAAACUUGUGUGUGGUGUUAUGUUGAUGGGAAGUGUCAUAUGGUUAAAUUAGUUAAUGUUUAUGUGCAUAUUGGUAGUACCACUCAUGGAUUAUUAUCAUACUAUAAUAUAUUUUUCGUUUGAUUGUGAUAUUAUGUGGAUUAUUUAAGUCAGCCGAAAGAUGGCUAAUUUACCUGGCAGAAGAAAUGGGGCUAUGAAAAUCAGACUAACCAUUCUGUGUGCUAAAAAUCUUGCUAAAAAAGACCUGUUUCGUUUGCCCGAUCCCUUUUGUAAAGUUAGUGUGGAUGGAUCUGGUCAGUGCCAUGCUACAGAAGCGUGUAAGAAUACGUUAGACCCAAAGUGGAACCAGCACUAUGAUUUGUAUAUUGGAAAUAAUGAUUCUAUAACAAUUAGUAUAUGGAAUCAUAAAAAAAUACACAAAAAACAGGGAGCUGGAUUUUUAGGAUGUGUUCGUAUUCCAACAAAUUCUAUUCAAAGGCUUAAAGACACUGGUUAUCAGCGAUUGGACUUGACUAAAGGCCAUGCUGAUGACCCUGAACCUGUGAAAGGACAAAUUGUUAUAAGUCUUCUUUCACGAGAUGGCCGGGGUUCAGGAAGUGUAAAUGUUGUAAUGGAUCGUUUAGGCAAUUUAGGGUUUUCUCCUGAUGAAUUGCCGGAAGGGUGGGAAGAAAGAAGAACAGCUUCGGGACGAGUAUAUUAUGUGAACCAUUUUACUCGGUCUACACAAUGGGAAAAACCAACAAGAGCUGCAUAUGAGAAUGAGCCGGCCAAUGGGCUAAGCAACAAUAACAACAAUUGUCGACCAGUUAGCCAAGUGUGUAAUAAUGCUGUCAAUAAUAAUUCAUCAAAUUCAUCUUCAAACAUGAACUCUAAUUCCAGUUCAAAUAAUAAUAAUAAUAAUAACUCUAUUAGCAACUCUGAAAAUACUAAUAAUUCUAGUAAUGGUGUCACUAGUAGUAGUGGUCAUUCCAGAAGAAGAUCAACAAGACAUAGAAACUAUUUGUCAAGAAAUCACCUUCAUCAAGCUGUUGAACUUCCUGAUGGCUAUGAAAUUAGGACAACACAACAAGGACAAGUUUAUUUUUAUCAUGUUGCUACUGGAGUUAGUACAUGGCAUGACCCUCGAGUUCCUAGGGAUCUAGCAGGAAUUAAUGUAGAAGAACUUGGGCCACUUCCAGCUGGUUGGGAGAUGCGUCACACGAUGAAUGGACGGGUUUAUUAUGUUGACCACAAUAACAGAACGACUCAGUUCACAGAUCCUCGUUUAUCUAGUAGCUUAGCUGUUCAAAAUAUGCUCAAUACCAGAAGAAGUAGUGGUACAGAAAAUAGCAGUACCAUUCCUAAUGGCAGAGUUCCAGAUCCUCCUCAAGUUAUCCCUCCGCCCAAUCACAACCUGAGUGCCAAUAGUUCAAAUAAUCAGCCGCCACCACUGCCUCCUUGCAAUGCACCAGUUCCUCUGUCUGUGGAAAUAUCAGACAUGCCUUAUUCAAAGCAGAGGAGAGAUUUGGUUCAGAAACUUGCUGCUCUGCGGCAAGAAUUGCAUGCAUUGCAGCCACAAUCUGGUCACUGUCGUCUAGAAGUUUCUAGAAAAGAUAUAUUUGAGGAAUCUUAUCGUUUAAUAAUGAAAAUGAGGCCAAAGGAUUUAAGAAAAAGACUAAUGGUGAAAUUUAAAUCGGAAGAAGGUCUUGACUAUGGAGGUGUAGCAAGGGAAUGGCUUUAUUUAUUAUCCCAUGAAAUGCUCAAUCCAUAUUAUGGCUUAUUUCAAUAUACAAGAGAUGAUAUUUACACCUUACAAAUCAAUCAUGAUUCAGCAAUUAAUCCUGAACAUUUGUCAUAUUUUCAUUUUGUUGGCCGAGUGAUAGGGUUAGCAGUGUUCCAUGGCCAUUACAUUGAUGGUGGUUUUACUUUACCAUUCUACAAAAUGCUACUAAAUAAGCCUAUAACAUUAGAUGAUAUUGAAGCUGUUGAUCCUGAAUUGCAAAGAAGUCUGAAAUGGAUGCUAGACAACAAUAUAUCUUCAGUCAUUGAUACAAAUUUUGCUGUUGAGCACGAUGCAUUUGGUCAGAUUCAGGUGCAUGAAUUAAAACCAAAUGGGAAAGAAAUACCAGUGACUGAUGAAAAUAAGCGAGAAUAUGUCAGACUUUAUGUAAACUAUCGAUUCAUGCGAGGAAUCGAACAGCAGUUUUUAGCAUUAAUGAAAGGUUUCAAUGAAUUAAUACCACAACAUUUAUUAAAACCUUUUGAUGAAAAAGAGUUGGAAUUGAUUAUUGGUGGUUUGGGGAAGAUAGAUCUGGAGGAUUGGAAAAUAAAUACACGAUUAAAGCAUUGCAAUCCUGAUACCAAUAUUGUUAAAUGGUUUUGGAAAGCUGUUGAAAGUUACAAUGAAGAACAAAGAGCUCGACUCCUUCAGUUCGUCACAGGCAGCUCAAGAGUGCCACUUCAAGGUUUCAAGGCUUUGCAAGGUUCUACUGGCUCUGCAGGACCAAGACUUUUUACUAUUCAUCUUAUUGAUGCAAAUACAGAUAAUCUUCCUAAAGCUCAUACAUGUUUCAACCGCAUUGACAUCCCUCCGUAUGAAUCUUACGAGAAGCUAUAUGAAAAAUUGACUCAGGCUAUUGAAGAAACAUGUGGCUUUGCAGUGGAAUGAAAAUAUUUAUUGAAAUGUCAGAUAUACAUUCAUGUUACUGUAUCAGCUGAAGCCUUAUGUUAAUUUCUUACUGCCUUUGUGUGUUAAAACUAUUUGAAUAGAAAAUGGCUGAAACUGUAAAAAAAAAAAUCCAGAACUGUUGAAACACUGACAAAAAUCUAAUCAUGGAAUGGUUUAUAUAAACAUUUUAAAAAAAUGUAGCAGUAUUAACUGAAUUUUGAACACAUUAUUGUACAAAGUUUUAAAUUGAGUCAAAAUUUUAAUUAAUUUGUAAAAUGUGAAAUUUUUCUGAAUUUCCAUUAUAAUUUUGUACAUAAAAGUGAUGAAAUUUGUAUAGAAAACAAAGAUAUUUUUUUACAAUUAAUUGUAUUCUUGGGUUAUGAUUUAAAUAUUUUUUAUAUGGUAAACAGUAGAAUGUUUUUUGUGUAUGUGUGUUCAUUACAAUUUACAAGACUGAUGCUUUUCCUGUUUAAUCUUUCAAUUAAAAUAAACGGUAUAAGUACAAAUUAUUCUUAAAUUUAAAGUAAAAUUUUAAUUUUUUCUAGUUUUUUGCAUACAUUUGUAACCAUUCAAAAUCAGAGGUAUUUUAUAUUGAAACAUUUUAAAAUUUUCAUAAUUUUUUUUUAUGUGUAUCUUGUUUGUUACAUGUGUUUUCAACAGUAAAAUAUUUCUUAGCUUCUGAAUUUUCUUAUUAUUGAGCAAUUUUAAUUUUAUAUUUUUAAAAAUAGGAGCUUAAAUUGAGUUUUAGAUGUUUAGACAGAGUGUCCAAAAUUUUUGUAGAUAUUUUUCUAAUAUUUCCUAUUUAGGACACAUAAUUUAUAAUGCAUAGUUCUUUGCAAGUACUGUAUAAAAAGAAAAUAAACAUAAGUUAUUUUUAUAUUUUAAUCCAUUCACUCUUAGUUUUAGAUAUGAAUAAUCUGUAAAUGUGUAGUUCUGUGAUGUCAUAACUCAUGGUACUCUUCAGUUUGUUAUUUAUAUAAAAUGUUUGUUUUCUAUGUUUAGUGUAAAAAUGUGGAUUUAAAUAAUGUAUUUUAACAACUUUGAAAAGUUUAUAUGGUUUUUAAUGUAUUAUUGCUGAUUAUGGUCAGUAUUUUGUAAAAAAGAAAAAAAAAGAAAAAAAAAAUUAGUGUAUGUUUAUGUCUUGAUUCUUAUUCUUGAUUUAAUUGUGGUGUUAUAAAAAAAGCAUACAUGUGAUAAAAUUGCCAUCUUUUGCUAAACAAAAUGUUUGUAGUUAUGUUGAGAAAUUUCUUUGAAUAGUUUCUUUCUAUAAUUUCUUUAGGAGCUGUGCUAGCAUUAUCUAUUAUUAAGCUAAAUAGUCCUUCCAGUUUUGUUUAUUCCUAGUAAUUUAGCACUGAAUUAAAAUUAGUUUUUUUUUAUAUAAAUUUCAAAAAAUGCAUAUCUAUAUUCCUUUGAUAAAGAAUAAUCACUAUAUUCUUUAGUUUUCUGUUUGGUUUCAAUAUUUUAUUUGCAUUUCAAAAACUUCUAUAAAACAAAACAAAUUCUAUAAAACAGAAAGAUAUUGUGUCUAAAAUAUCAGACAAAUCUAUGCGUAGGGAACUUGAAUACUUCUUGUGCUAUUUGUAAAGAAAGGGGAAGAAAAAAAAACUUCACAUCCGAAAUAUGUAUAGGUAUUUUUGUAUUGAAAAUUUAUAUUUUAUUAUUGCAUGCAGUUUUUCUCAAUUUACAGCUUUAUUUUCAGUAUCUGUCAUAAAAGGAAUUCAAAAUAUAAUAUAGUAAUAGGAUUUUCUUGUAUGAGCUAAUAUGGAUAAGAUAACUUGGACAUGGAAACAUUACAAAUGAAAUAUAUACAUAAUGAGAUGUGUCAGAAUCAUGGGUGAAAAUUAUCAUUGCUAUAAAUAAAUUGAAUCCUUUAUCUUUGAAUAAUGGCUUUUGAAAUCCUAAUUUAUGUUAUGUUGUAAAGCUGACUCCAUUUUUGACUCUUUAAAAAUCUUGUACAAAUUAAUCGCUUUUUAUCAUGAAUUAAAGACUAAAACUGAUGUAAAAAAUUAGAAAUCAAUCUUUUAUAUUAUCCAUCUGAAAUAAUUAAUGAAUGCUGAUAUAUGAUUGAAUAAAAUUUGUUGAUUUACAGAUUGCAUAUAAUGAAUAAAAACUGAUAUUCUGAUAUUAUAUCAUUGUAGCAUGUGAUAAACCAUCUUGUUUCAUCAUUUUCUUUCUGUGCAUAAUACGUUAGACUUUCAAUGAAAAAUUUAUUAAUAUUUUUUUUAUAGUGCAGGAUAUUAGAAAAUUUUAUAUUCUGGAAAUUUUGACCUUGAAACAAAAAUAUAUACUUUUUUUGAUUUAGUCGAAAAUAAAUUAUUUAAGUCUACCAUUCUACAUAUAUACAAUUUAAUUUUCAAAUGCCUUUAAGCAACAUACCCUAUUUUGAAAGUAAAUUGAAGAUCUAAAACUUUUAUUAUUUCAACUUAUACCAUAUAUAGAGCCCUACAAAUAUUGAGGAUAAAAGAAAUGAUAUUUACUUGAGACUGCAUGCCCUUUUAGUUUUGCUUGCAUGAUUGAGGAUGUCAUAUUUUAUUUUGCAAUGCUGAAUUAAAAGUUGCCAGUUAAAAAAAAUAAGAUAUUUAAGUUCACGUUUAUCACUGUUACAACUUUUUUACCAAAUUCAAUCCCAAUGUCACUGAUUGCCAAUAAGUUGUUUCUUAGCAGUAAAUAAUAUUUAAAACAAAAUAUAACUUUCAAUGAAUUUUUCCCAUAAAUUAUUUUAAAAAAUAAGAAUUUUUUUUGAAUUAUUAUAAAAAUAAAUUAGUCAUUUAAGGAUAAAAAGAUGUGUCAGUAUGAGUAAUUUUUUUUGUUGUUGUUUCUAGUAUUAUAAUUAUAUACUAAGCUGUAUGUGUUAUAAGAAAACAAUAUUUGUAAAAUGUUUAGAAAAACCUGAAAAUUAAAUGAAUAUAACUUUCUGGAAUGAUGCUUAUUUUAAUGUAUGUAUGUAUGCAUGCAUUGAUUCUUGAAAUUUUUUGGCAUUUAUUGUUUUAAGAAUGACUUUAGCAGAAACGUAUCUAAUAAUCUUAAUUUAAUACUACUAUAUCUCAUUUUUUAUGUGCUUUUGUAGUUGAAGGAUUUUUAUUUUAAAAAUUAAAAUUUUCAUUGUGUACAAAAUUUGAAACAUUGAUUUUUAUAAGAUUUGAGAUGUUAACCUUGUUCGUAUUAAAUCUCUUCUAUAUUUUAUGAACUAUCAAACAUUAUACAAAAUUGCAUUAUAAGUUAAUUCAGUUUUAUUUUCAAACUAUAUAAAGUCCAUUUGAACUUAACUUGAUGGAUAAAUAUAAUCAUAUGUAAAAAUUUUGUAAACUUUUUAAUUUUGAUGCUUGAAGAGCAAUUGAAAUAUUUGAGUGAAUUUAUUAAGAAUCCAUGUUAAAAGUUAAUGUUUUUUUCCCAAAAAGUUAAAUUUUAUUUGCCAGAUGGUUAAAAUUUACAAGGUGUCCACUCUAAUCAGGGCUUAUAUUUCAAUUAACGAAAGAACUUCUGGAAAGGUUACAAAAUCUAAAUCUUUAUACAGUGUAUGCCUCAGUCCUAUUCGUCUAAAUGUUUUUCAUACACUGACUUGCAUUGCAUAGUUUCCACUCUUUUGUAAACUAUAAUUAACUUGGUUUAGUUAUAAAAUUUUUGAAUUUCACAACUUUAAUCUAUUUUAAUACUUACCUUCAGAAAGAUCAUAUCAAUCAACAGAUACCACUUUUUUUAAAGUACAUGUUAAUUGGCAAAAAUAAAUUUUUUAAAAAAAAUCAGUAUUUCCUUAUUUUAUUUGCAUCCCCCCCCCCAAAUGAAUUUUUCUUUUAUUUAAAGUAUAACUAUAAAUAACUGCUCCUACCAGCCUCAAACGCACUUGACAAAAAGUAUAAGUGAAUUAAGAUUAUUUUUAGAUGACCAAUAGCAAUUGUAAUAUUAUGUUUCUUUUCAGCAGAAUAUUUAUUAAUUCAGACAACAUAUAACUUUAUUUCAUUUAAAGCAUUUUUCCAAAAAGAUGCUCAUAUGUAAUUAAGAAAACUGUUUAGAAAUUAACUGUUGGACCAUAAUUAUUGUGGACACCUGCAUAUCUCAUGCUUAAAAAUGUCUACAUACUAUAUUUCGUUUCUGUAUUAAACAUAUUUUAAUACUAUACUUUCCGGUCAUAUAAUAUAAUAGAACCAUCAUAUAAUAUAAUACUAAAAUCAAUUGGGUAUAUAAAUUUUAAGUUGAGAAACCAAAUUUCAGGUGCUUUUUAUUUUAAAAAAUAUGUCUACUUUACCUACAUGCUAUUGCUUUAAAGGUAUAAUACAAUAAUUCAAAGUGAAACAUAUCCAAUUUUCUUUACUGCCAUAUAGAAAUAAUUUCCAUUAUGCCAAAACCAUGACUCUUGCUAUCAACUUUAUUGUAUAUAUAUGUAUUUGUCUUGAAGGAGAAGCAGAUACUUUUUGUAGGGAAACAAUUCUCUACUAGGCUUGUUAAAAUUAUGUACUUGUUAACACUCUUUUUAUGUCUAAAAAUGUAUCAUAUAUAGAUUACAUUUCCACUGAUUUUACUUUUCUGUACCAUAAUACUUGUUAUAGCUCUAAAUAAUAAAAUACAUUAUU
Molecule: messenger RNA, 7258 nt
Organism: Argiope bruennichi
Lineage: Eukaryota; Metazoa; Arthropoda; Arachnida; Araneae; Araneidae
Gene: Smurf
Product: E3 ubiquitin-protein ligase SMURF2-like
Exons: 17
Coding region: 204-2690 (828 amino acids)
Biological process (GO): ubiquitin-dependent protein catabolic process; negative regulation of BMP signaling pathway
Molecular function (GO): ubiquitin protein ligase activity; protein binding
Source: RefSeq, a predicted model, not a curated record